Molecule: messenger RNA, 1452 nt
Organism: Tetrahymena thermophila SB210
Lineage: Eukaryota; Ciliophora; Oligohymenophorea; Hymenostomatida; Tetrahymenidae
Product: TRAF-type zinc finger protein
Exons: 1
Molecular function (GO): zinc ion binding
Source: RefSeq, a predicted model, not a curated record
AAAAAAAUUAAAAAAAAAAAAGAUAGUAAAGAAACUUAUCAAAGAAAUAUGAGUCAAGAAAUUGAAGAAAAAACUAGUUAUUACUACUUUAACUCUGACAGAAUAUGUAGUGUUGUGGAUUAAAAAGAAGAAACCACCACUGAAGAAGAUAAAUUUUAAGAUUAUCAGUGCUAUAUUUGCUAUGAAAUUUCUUUAGACAUAAAAGAAUGCAAGUCAUGCGAAACAAUUUUUUGCAAUAGAUGUAUAGACUUAAUUAAAAAAAAGAAAAAAGAUUAACCAUGCUCUUGCCCUAACAAUUGUAAAGAAUGGAUUUUAAACAAACCUCAUAGGUCAAUAAGAAACUUUAUAGAAAACAUAGAGUUUUAUUGUAAAAACUAUUAACUUGGAUGCAGGUAAAAGCUCAAAUUGCUUAAUGCAAAUUAGCAUGAAAGUGUUGAUUGCGAUUAUAAUUUUGUGUCUUGUGAAAAUAAAGGAUGCUAAUAGCAAGUACAACUCAAAAGUAUUAAAUAGCACUUAGAGUCUGAAUGUUCAUUUAGAAUAGUGAAAUGUGAAAAAUGUGAUUUAGAUUAUGUAUUUUCUGAAUAGUAAAAUCACGACUGUAUUCAAAGCCUAAAAAAAGAAGUUGCUUCCUUAAAACAUUAGAUUUCUUCUAUGUACACUAAAGAAUAAUUAGACAAACAAUUUCAAGAUUUUUUGAAGAGUGAAAACUAGAACGGAUUAUAAAUUUAGUAAAAGGAAGAUGUUAAUUUAGAAUAUAAUUACCCUAAAGAAGAAGAAGUAAUCUAAUAAUAAUUAAAAUAAGAUAAUCAAUAAGUUGAGUAAAAUAAACAAGAAGAUGGAGAAGAAUAAAAGGAAAAUAAUGAAAAUAAAGAAUAAAAUGAAAAUAUGGGUGACUUUUUGAAAAGAAUUUUCGAAUCAGGAAUUCAAAUGAUAAAGGGUAAAUAUGAAAAUCAAAUGAAAGAAUAAUAAGUUAUAUCUUAAUUGCAAAAUUAUUAACAGUCAUAGGCAAACAUUCCAGUCUAUCCAAGACAAUAAUCUUUAGUAUAUCCUCCUUAAUAAUCAUAGGUUUAGAGUAACUUUUAUCCACCAUCUUAAUAUUAUUAAAGUACCUGUUAAAAUACAGGUAUAUAUCCCCCUAAUAAUAACUAUUACAACCGCCCGUAAAGUAUGUAUAAUUACCAAUAAUAUCCGAGCGAAAUUUAAUCAUCUAACUAUAAUGGUUAGUAAUAUUAUAGUUAGGAAUAUUAUUCUUAAAGUAGUAUUUAACAAGUCUAAUAAAAUAAACAAGAUUAAAAUGACUAAAAUAAGACAAUUUGCAACCAUAAGGACCUAGAAUGGAUUUCAUCUGGUACUCCUGUUAACAAAUUUUGCAGUUGUGGAAGUUUGGUGACUCAUAAUUACUAUUACUGUAAAAUUUGUGAUAAAUACACUUGCUUAAAUUGUAAGAAUUGA